GGCUGGGUGAGCACUUAUUAGAAGUGUACAGUGUGCAUCAGCAGGGUGAAGGUGAGUUGAUAGAGAAAGAAACAAUAGAAACGCAAUAACAAAAAAUAACCGACGCUCACCGGUUCAUUAUGAUGAUAGAACACCACCAGUACAUUCGGAAUGGCUGCAAUGAUUUUUUCCUCUCCACCAGUACAGUAGAAGCUUCUCUAGAAAUGAGGUAACC
Messenger RNA from Geodia barretti, 214 nucleotides. Lineage: Eukaryota; Metazoa; Porifera; Demospongiae; Tetractinellida; Geodiidae. The record is from the annotation of a GenBank genome assembly.